CGCCUUCGUUGCAGGCCCGCCGCAGUCACGGGCUGAGCUUCCAUCAGUGUAUCUCAGCGCCCUCAGCAGAGUCUGCGUAUUUCCAUCCGGUUGACCUGGAUCGAUACCGGUCCAGUCAGCCCCGUCAGUUUCGAUCCUGAUACUCCGACGACCCGAUGCGGCCCGAUGUUUGCAUAUGGCGCUUCUGCGCACCCGGUCGCGGCCAGUCCGAUUCGAGUCCGACCCCGUGCCCCCAGGGAGGCUCCCGCCGACCGCGGCCCCCCUGCGCGGGGCGAUGCUGUUCUCCGGCGUGCGCGCGCGCCGCGCCGCCCUCCACGAGCACAGCCCCUGCGACGUGGUGCGCAGGGAAUCCUCGGGGUGUCUGAGCUCCACAUCCACUACAAUCGACGUGAGCCAUUACUGCGAGGAGGACAUCGACUCGUGCCAGUCGGGCCGCGUGAGCCGCAAGUGGAGCACCGCCAGCACCCAGUGCCCGUCGUCCCCGGGCUCGCGCGCUCACACGCCGCCGCCCCUGGAGUGCGUGAGCCUCGUGCUCGGGCCGGAGAAGCCCGCUGGAGAGGCUCGGCUCGCGCGGAGGCUCUCGGAAGGUCCGAGCGCCCUGGCGCUGCGGCGAGGCCUCUGCCUGCCGGAGGUCGACACGGCGGCCCGCGAGGAGGCGGGCGGGCGCGGGGGGCUGCUGGAAGCGCCCGCCGAGCCCGCCAGGCUGCCGGUGGCUUCCAGGGUGUGGCGCCGCAUCACCGGGUGCUGCCACAGGAGGAGGCCGAGCAGGCGGACGCCCAGUGACGGUCCGCAGCUGGGAGGCGUCCGCUGCAUCCCCUAGGUCGUUGCUCGUUACCGAAUGAGACAAGUCUGUGCAAACAGAGAUUGUCGGAAGUCCGCGCAGACUUUUGUAGUCGCCCCCCCCCUGGCGGCGCCUCUGGCACCGCCCCGGUCGCGCUCCGCGCGCAAGGCAGAGGGAUCGAGCGCCGAUCCAAGGCAUCCUUAGAAAGUUAAUUCUUAUGCUGACGUUUCUUCUUCUAGAGGCGUCCGAUGCACUCCCGGGCAGCUGCUCGGGCUGGCCAUGGAGGGCGAGCCUUGCCUGGCCUUUGGGCGAGCAGUCGCGGUGUUGUCGUAGCUUGGCUGGUCUCCC
This is a messenger RNA of Prorocentrum cordatum, 1129 nucleotides long. The record is from the annotation of a GenBank genome assembly. NCBI's taxonomy places the organism in Eukaryota, Dinophyceae, Prorocentrales, Prorocentraceae.